UUCAUUGAAGUUCCCUCCUCCCUACCUCUCCCGAAUUCUUGACAUGAUCUCUCUCUCUUCGUUCUCUCUUACUUGCUGUCCUCUUCUUCAUUAACUUACUUUAAAUUCCUUCCACCAUGUCUGCCCACCACAUCCCUCUCUUUAGACCCCUCUCCACCAUCCUUCCCCAGCUCCCCGUUUUCUAACAAGUCUUCUUGCUCUACUGCUUUGCCUGAGAACCCGUCUCCCCGUCUGUCUACCUUUUUUCCCUCCCUCUCGUCUGGAUGUCGGGGCACCUGUACUAGUCCUCGCUUGAGUUGUGGCCCACCAAGAUGUCGGCUUUGCAGAAGUUGGAGAGCUUUGCCUCGCGGGUCUUCAGCCGUGGACCCCGCAGUCCAGCUUCGGGGAGGGAUCCGGCGCCCCCCAGCGGUCCUCAGCCUCCCAGCCUGCCUAGCAACGUACUGAGCUGGGAUCGGGAGAUGAAAGAAUUCCUGGCCAAAGCGAAAGAAGACUUCCUGAAGAAAUGGGAAAACCCAGCGCAGAACACUGCUCACCUGGACCAGUUUGAGCGCAUUAAGACUCUGGGCACUGGCUCGUUUGGUCGCGUGAUGCUCGUCAGACACAAGGAGAACGGCCAUCACUAUGCCAUGAAGAUCCUGGAUAAGCAGAAGGUGGUGAAGUUGAAGCAGAUUGAGCACACGCUGAACGAGAAGCGCAUCCUACAGGCUGUUAACUUCCCUUUUCUUGUGCGCUUGGAGUAUUCAUUUAAGGACAACACUAAUCUGUACAUGGUGAUGGAGUAUGUAGCAGGGGGUGAGAUGUUCUCUCACCUGCGUAGGAUCGGCCGCUUCAGUGAACCUCACGCCCGCUUCUACGCGUCCCAGAUUGUAUUAACCUUUGAAUACCUGCACUCCCUUGAUCUUAUAUACAGAGACCUGAAACCAGAGAAUCUGCUUAUAGACCAGCAAGGCUACAUACAGGUGACAGAUUUUGGCUUUGCCAAAAGAGUAAAGGGAAGAACUUGGACUCUGUGUGGGACCCCGGAGUACUUGGCCCCUGAAAUAAUCCUUAGCAAGGGGUACAAUAAAGCCGUGGACUGGUGGGCUCUUGGGGUCCUGAUUUAUGAAAUGGCCGCCGGUUAUCCUCCAUUCUUUGCUGACCAGCCCAUUCAGAUCUAUGAAAAGAUUGUAUCUGGGAAGGUCCGUUUCCCCUCACACUUCAGUUCUGAUCUGAAGGAUCUUCUCAGAAACCUCUUGCAGGUUGACCUUACUAAGAGAUUUGGAAACCUUAAGAACGGCGUGACAGACAUCAAGGGUCAUAAAUGGUUCAGCACCACAGAUUGGAUCGCAGUCUAUCAGAAGAAGGUGGAGGCUCCCUUCAUACCGAAGUGCAAGGGCCCAGGUGACACCAGUAAUUUCGAUGAUUACGAAGAGGAGGAAAUCAGAGUCUCCAUUACAGAUAAGUGCGCCAAAGAAUUCUCUGAGUUCUGAAGAGCGCAUUGAGAGGAGGAACCAUUACCCAAGACCUCCCUGAGAUCAAGCGAGACCGAUGGAGAGAACGCCGUUGACUGGCACACAAACUUCUCCUUCCCUUUCACACUUCCCACCUCUCUAGCUUUUAUUAGUGGUGCAGAAUCGACUUGGCGGCCAUCUUAUUUUAUCCUGGAUCUGGUGGUGCUGGUUUCGAUUGGUCCUGGAGAUUCUCCCCAGUCUCUGUCAUCCCCACUUCCCUCACACUUUUGCUUCUCUCCUUGACAGAUCAGAGGGGCCAAGAAAGUUAUUUAAAUGUGACUGGUUCCUCUAGGGUGGAGUCAGAACCUUAGGGGCAUGGCCUGUAUCCUUCAGGAUGUGGCCUAUGUUAAUUUUCUUUUUCUUUUGUUUAUUUUUUUUUUAACCAUUUUCAUCCGAAGAGCUUGGCUACUGGUUUUUAAUCCUUUAGUUUACAUAGUGUAUAAAUAUUGAACUGUUUUAAUCUGAAUUCUCUUCCCUGCCAAUCACUGUCCUGUUACCCGGCUUUCCUUGUUCUAGAAUGACUUUUAAACUGAAGUGCCAGUUUUUACCCCUUCCCUUACCUCACACUACCGUUUAGUUCACAUACCCACGUUUUUGCCUCUGGUUAACCCUCUUAUCCCAUCAUUAAAGCCAUAACCUUCUUCUGGUAGGUAGGUAGGUCCAAUCAUAUCUUUAUUGGCUGCCUCCUGUCUACUUUAAUCUAGUGUGGAAGAAGUGGUGGUGGUUAUAGGUGAGGAACCUCUCACUCGCCUCUUUUUUAAUGCAGCUGGCCGUUACUGCGUGUUUGUUUGGGGGACUAUGGUUCAUCUACAUUAUACAGAGAGAACUUGCUUCCUACUUGCCACGACAGUGGACCGAAGGCAAUAAGGCCCUAUGGUUGUCAUUAGCAUGAGCCGCCUGGUUGUCAUCUGUUUUGGUGACCUGCUUACAGUUGACACAGGUAUUGAGAGAUUUUAGGCUAUUACUCUUUGAAAUUCACACGCCAUCAACUUUUAUUAGGCUACUUUAGUCCGUGGACACGGAGCCUAGACAACAUGGCCUUCGAGGGCCCAGAUAAUACAAGGGGGCUUCAACUAUACACUAGGUCUAAGCAUUGUUGUCAGCUACUCUCUGCUAUGAGUGUUAGGCCAAGAGUUGAGUCUGAAUGUGCUCCGUCCUGUUACAUACCUUACAUGGUUCUUGAUUUUGUUAUUAAGGAGACCGCCUUGGUGACGGUCCCGCCAAUCCAUCACACACUAGCGGUACAGUCUUAGAUGUUACCCACAAUAAUGUAGUGGACAUAGUUACAUGUUUGCCAUGCGUAGGUCACCUUUUAGUGAGAAAAUCACAGUGUAUGUAUUUAUUUUUUAUCUUAUCUAUGGACUUUUUGUCCCGGAGCGUUCAUACAGGACGCUAUAUCCUUCAUGAACCUGACUGCUUGUUCCUCAGCUCUCUCCUUCCAAAUAAACGUCUGAAGGGGUUGUACAAGAAUAGAAAAACGUGGCUGCUUUCGUCCAGAAACGGCACCACCCUUGUUCAUGAGUUGUGUCCAGACACAUAGCCCAUGGAUGCAGGUGGCGUGGUUUAUGGUGGAAAGCAGCCAUGUUUUUCUAAUCUCAAAUAAGCUCAGAGACUUGAGGAGAAAGGGUUCAGUUUUGGAUUUGGGGACCCUGCAGCUAGAAACCGACUUAGACUCCUGUCUACAAGAGUAUUCUAUAAUCAAAUGCCAAAUCUUGACAUGUUCCAUGGAUCAUCUCUGGUUCUCCUCAUGCCCAGUAGACUAGGGAUUUGGGUCAGUAGUUGGCACCCAAGUUGGAGGCACAACUAUUAUUAUUAUUUUUUAUUCUCCAGCAUGAAGUUGGUUGAGACCUGAAUGUUCGGCCGCUCCUUUUUCAACCUGUUACAUUAUGGCAAAUGAAUGGGGGUUUGGCUUGGGAGCAGUCAUUGAUGUUGAGGGAAGUGGGAUAAUUUGGGGGCAGAUCUGUGAAUUUCUAUUGCGUUUUCACUUAAAUAAAUUCUAUAUAUAUAUAUAAAUAUAUAUAUACACACACACAUUCACUUCUUACAUGUGUUAUACUGUAAACAUUUGAGACAAAAUUACCAAUAAAGUUUUGU
Messenger RNA from Bufo bufo (common toad), 3584 nucleotides. Its product is annotated as cAMP-dependent protein kinase catalytic subunit alpha. The transcript is spliced from 10 exons. NCBI's taxonomy places the organism in Eukaryota, Metazoa, Chordata, Amphibia, Anura, Bufonidae. Gene Ontology annotation, biological process: peptidyl-serine phosphorylation. The coding region runs from base 312 to 1469 and encodes 385 amino acids. The record is from RefSeq and is a predicted model, not a curated record. Gene Ontology annotation, cellular component: cAMP-dependent protein kinase complex; nucleus. Gene Ontology annotation, molecular function: protein kinase A regulatory subunit binding; ATP binding; cAMP-dependent protein kinase activity.